UACGAGAAUUGAACGAGAUUCAAGAUGUCUGCGCCCAUGAAUUAAAAGUACACUUUGGAAUCGACGCUCUCUUGACUCUUAUCUGUUACGCCAUUUUCUUAAGUUCGGCAAUCAAAAGCCAACCAUGAGUCACAGCAAAGAAGAAAAGAAAAGAGAGCCAAAUGCGGCUGAGAAGAUGUUAAUGGCUUAUUUGAAGUCACUACAAGAACGGCCUAUUUUGACGAAAGCUUGCACCAGUGGCACUAUAUCUGCUUUCGGUAACUUCCUCGCACAAGUCAUCGUACCAAACCAAGAGAAUGGAGGCAAAAUUGUGUGGCGCAGUGUCUUCGCAUAUGGAGCGUUUGGGUUUUGUAUUAGUGGACCGCUCAUACACAAGUUUUAUCAGAUGCUUGACCAAAUAAUGCCGAAAAAGAAAGAUGCUGCUAUGUUAGACGGCAUCAAGAGGGUUUUAAUGGACCGAUUGAUUUGUGCUCCUCCAUUCCUCCUGCUCUUCCUCUACAUUGUACCUAUACUAGAGGGGAGCGGACAUGCAGCAGCUGUUAAGAAGAUAAAAGAAACAUUCCUGCCUGUGUUACUAAUGAACUGGAGAGUCUGGACCAUAUUCCAAUUCAUCAACAUUAACUAUAUCCCUAUGAAAUACCGUGUGUUGUUUGGUAACGCCCUCGCCUUGGUUUGGACCGUCUACCUUGCCACCAAACGACGACAAAUGGCGCAGUCAUAGCAAUCUUCCCGAGGACAAGUUGAUCAUGUGACCAAAUUUCUGGGACGAGUAAAUCAAAGCCUGGUUAGCUUUAGGAUUGGUAUUAUGUGGACAGCUCAUACAUCUGGCCAAUAACCUGUAUUUAUCUCCACAUUCACCUAUUCUUUGUAAAGGGAAGCUGUUUCUCAAUUUCGAUGCUUACACAGCAACUUUUUAUGGUUACUGUUGUAAAGUUUGAAAAUCAAUCCCAUGUGACCAAUUGGAAAAAAAUGUGAAAAGUACUGUACCAAGAUUUGCGAAGCUUAUUUGUUCAUAUGCAUUAGGUAUAUACAAUAGUAGCACAUGUUUGUCUGGGGUGAUGUUUGAACUUUGUGGCACAUUGGAACUGCACUGUUACUUUAUACUUAUGACACUAAAUCAUCUUAAAUUUUACAUUAAUUUGUUCAAGUCUCCCCCGCUAUUUCCUGCGAUUUAUUAUUGGGAAUUGAUCCAUAAUUCCACUAACUGUAAUUCAAUGAUUUGCAUUGAAAUUAAAUACAAAUUAAAUCAUAAGGGUAUCCAAGAUCUGGUAUUUACCUAAUGAAGCCUUUUGUUCAUCAUAACAAAGAUAAUUUAUGCAGCCUCCCCCCGCGGACAAGAUAACCAGGCUAUGAUUUACAGUAGCAUAGUUAAAGGUGUUACUUAUUACUAUACAGAAUUAUUAACAAAACUGCUCAUCAAUAAAGAUAUGAUUCUGUGAUUGUUGAUGUGAUAUUUUAUCCUGGAAUUCCUGGGUAUAACGGAGUGGAGUACACUGUAAUGAUAAUCAUGUUUUUACUGGUAUAUUAGACCAAUAACAUUUUUAGCUCCUCUUCAAUUUCCAUUGUUUCGUUGUUGUUGAUAAUUUCUAUAACAAAGAAUCACUGAUCAAGGUGAUAUUAGAAAAUUAUCAACAUAUUGGUUUUUGCUGACGACACAAAUAGACGUCUACAUCAUUGCUACGCGACAUUGAUUGGAAUUUAUAUUGUCUGCAUUCCUGAAAAAAUGCAGUGUAAUUUUUUCCCCCACAGAAACCAUAAAAACAAGUUAAAAUGAUAUUUUAUUUAUCAUGAAACAAAAAUAUGGUUUUGUUAACUUAAGUUUUGAAUUACCCAGUCGCGAAGUAUAAUUAAAGUAUUGAUGAAAAUGAUAUAGACACUGUUUCUGUUGAAAUAAGAAAUAUUACUUCAUGUUAGGUUUAUGCAACAAGGGCUUAUGUCAUUGGAACAUUGGCUAAAAUACUAUUGGCACUAAAAUAACGUGAUCACAGGUUUAAUGACAUUUCUAUAUACAGAGGUCUUUGUAAAGAUGGUUGGUGAUAUAUUCAAUCUUUUAUGUUAACAAUGUCUAUUAAUGGUCCCAGAGAGGCUAGUGUAGCUUUUCUUCUAGUGUUCAGGGCACUAACUUACGUUUUAUGGUAAAGCAGAGCCUUGAUAUUCAAGACACCAGUUUUGAGUACAGACAAAACUGGAGGGGUGAAAAAAGGGAUCUGCAGAACUUUUCAGAGGAUCCACCACCCAUCAAAUAUUGAAACUGAUUCAAUAUAAAGAAUUGAAUGACUGGACUUAACCUCACAAUUCCUAACUAGGACUUUCAGAAGACUCCCCAAACUGAGCCCCAACUCUUAGGUUUUAAAGGAAAGGUCUGUUUGACAUGUUGUAAUUCUUUAGAAUACAGGGGAUAUUCUAUUUGACUUUCGAAAUUGCUAAAUAUCGAGGGCCAACUGAAAGUACUGCAUUAUAUAUUGUGACAGUUGUCUUCCACCUUGAAAUAUGAAAAAGUCCUUACAGCAAACAUGUUCUACAGUUGCCAUGAUUACUGGCUACAUACAGUUGCUGUCACAACCAUCACAUUGAGGUUUCCUAUACAGCCAGGUUUGUAAUAUCUUCCUAGCUAACAGGAAUUGUUUUGUUAAUUUUUUUUGAUGCAAGUUGUUUUAUUUUGUAAAUAAAGUUAUGUUUGAUUUUUGAUUAUUGUGAAGAAUGGAUGUGUACAAGUUGUGUUAACGAGGUUGAUGGAACACCAGGUAUCGUGGUAGAGCAUUUGUUGGGUAGUUUCUUUUGCAUCAAUAAGUUUACAAACCAUAUACAUUUGUUGAUAUAAACUUUCCCGGUCUACUAAUGCAUUUAAAAUUCAGAUUACCCUAAAAUGUUUGUGUUUUUUUAUAGUGCUAGUGAGUACAAAGUAUUAAUUCCACUGUAACCAUAGCAACAAUGGGAGCAAAUUCUCAGGUCAUCCAGUUUUCUAGUGUGAAUUUUCUGCCUUUCUCUGCUUGAAUACCAGUACUGUGAAGCCUUAUAGCAUUUUUGUUUUUUUCAAAUCAUAUCCUUUAUGACUGUCGCAGGGUAAUGAGAAUGUAGCAAAAGUCAGAUUUUUUUUUAAAAAUUAUCCACUUUUGAUAGAAUAGCAUGUACUUAACCCAGCUAAUGCUGUCCCAAUCUUUAUAAUAAUGAUUCCAUAUAAUAUUCCAGGGUAUAUACCGAUACAUGUAUCAACUAACAUAUUUCUUAUAGACCAGACUCGGUGUAUAUACCGACUCACAGUAUCAAUUUACGUGUUUAUUAGAUCAGACUAAGUGUUACGAUAUGUACACUAUUAUCAGAUAUACAAGUACAUGAACAGUGUAUAAUGUUUUUAUAUACAUCUUACAUAUGAAUGUAUAUAUAUGUAUACGAUGCAGUUAUGUAAUCUUUGUUUAUGCAAUUGUACUACACAAGAUAUUGAAGACAGAUAUGUUAAUCAGUACUUAUUUAAAUCCAUUGUUGUAAAUUUUUACAAUAAA
Mizuhopecten yessoensis (Yesso scallop) is the source of this 3500-nucleotide messenger RNA. RefSeq names its product peroxisomal membrane protein 2-like. The record is from RefSeq and is a predicted model, not a curated record. The transcript has 5 exons. The coding region runs from base 125 to 721 and encodes 198 amino acids. Lineage: Eukaryota; Metazoa; Mollusca; Bivalvia; Pectinida; Pectinidae. Gene Ontology annotation, cellular component: membrane; cytoplasm.